Molecule: messenger RNA, 285 nt
Organism: Triticum turgidum subsp. durum (durum wheat)
Lineage: Eukaryota; Viridiplantae; Streptophyta; Magnoliopsida; Poales; Poaceae
Source: the annotation of a GenBank genome assembly
AUGAGCAUUGGUCUGUUGCUAGGACGAAAGCACACGAGCAACAAGCAGGUGGUGGAGGCGGAGGUGGUGCUCCAGGACGACCAGGUGGUUGGCGCAUCGUGGCAGAUGCAACAGGUGUACAACUACGGUGCCAGCAACAACGGCUACUACUUGAGGAACGUGAGCAGCGUCGGCUACGACGUGCUUUUCGACCAUAUGUGGCAUCGUGCGCCGGGACGCGACGACGUUGACGCCUGUCGGCUGGCGCCCGCCUAUGUGGGGUGCGCAAGUAGGUGGCCAGGAUAA